Molecule: messenger RNA, 1128 nt
Organism: Notodromas monacha
Lineage: Eukaryota; Metazoa; Arthropoda; Ostracoda; Podocopida; Cyprididae
Source: the annotation of a GenBank genome assembly
AUGGGUCGAAAAGUUUAUGUCAUUGGCGUCGGAAUGACGAAGUUUGAGAAACCGGGGAAACAUGAUGCCUCCUAUGUCGAUUUGGUCCGUGAGUCCGUGACAGAUGCUUUGUCUGACGCAAAAGUGUCCUACGACGACAUCAAACAUGCCUUCGUUGGAUAUGUGUAUGGUGAUUCAACGAGCGGGCAAAAGGCAUUGUAUGAGAUUGGCCUGACUGGGAUUCCGAUCCAGAAUGUCAACAAUAAUUGCUCCACAGGCUCAAGUGCUUUGUAUCUUGGUUGCAAAUUUGUGGAAAGUGGAUUGUCCGACUGCGUCCUCGCUGUUGGAUUUGAGAAAAUGCAGCCGGGGUCUUUGGGGCUUGUGUUUCCGGAUCAGCCGAAUCCGUUGGAAAAGCAUAUUGAGGUUAUGGGAGAGCUUGAAGGAAUCGCAGCUGCUCCUUUUGCCGCACAACUCUUCGGAAAUGCGGGUCGAGAACAUAUGAAGCUCUAUGGAACAACAAAAACGCACCUGGCAAAAAUUGCUCACAAGAAUCAUCUCCAUUCCGUGAACAAUCCCAAAUCACAGUUUCGUGAUGAGUAUUCGCUGGAGCAAAUACUCAAGUCUCCCGUGGUGCAUGAGCCCCUGACGAAGCUUCAAUGUUGUCCCACAUCGGACGGUUCUGCAGCAGUGGUCAUAGUCUCUGAAGACUUCCUGGUGAAGCGUGGACUCGUCAAGUCUAAUGCUGUCGAGGUCCUGGGAAUCGAAAUGUGCACGGAUACUAAAUCAUCUUUCAGUUCCGGCAGCAUGCGUGACGUCCUUCAAUGUUGUCCCACAUCGGACGGUUCUGCAGCAGUGGUCAUAGUCUCUGAAGACUUCCUGGUGAAGCGUGGACUCGUCAAGUCUAAUGCUGUCGAGGUCCUGGGAAUCGAAAUGUGCACGGAUACUAAAUCAUCUUUCAGUUCCGGCAGCAUGCGUGACGUCGUCGGAUAUAGCAUGAGCAAAGCCGCAGCUAAUGCGGUGUUUUCGAAAACUGGGAAAACCCCGUCGGAUGUUCAAGUCGUCGAAUUGCACGAUUGCUUUUCUGCGAACGAGCUCAUCACGUACGAAGCAUUGGGACUCACAGGCCUUCCGCCGCGGCCGCGGAAAUAA